AUGAAUAAAAUAGCUUUAUAUCUGGCAAUAUUAACAACACCCACAAUGGCAUUUCAAUGUUUUCAAUGUAAUAAUGGAAGUGAUGAUGAUGAUGCUAUGCCUUGUAUUGAUCAGAAAACGGAAUGUCCAAAAGAUACGAAAAGUUGCUCGACAAUUUUUUAUGCCUCUAAACAAGCUGAUAAAAUUCAUAUACGGAAAUUUUGCACAACUUCUGGUACUUCGAUAUCACGAUAUCUUCCAUUAUUUCGUGGCAGUGCUAUGUGUCAAAAUAUCUAUACGAAUCAAGAACGUGUGCAACUUACGUCGCCAUUAUUUGAAAGGCGACGUCGUGAAGCGUUACCACCAGCACCACCAAGACAAUAUAAGAAUAAUUUACUAUGUAUAUGCGCUACAUCUUUAUGCAAUGGUGGUGGUAUUCAUGAGGAGAUCAUCAAUAGAAUUAUCUCUAAUCCACCAAAACAUAAUGUCGACUUUUCGUUACAAGAUUUCGAUGAUUGA
Molecule: messenger RNA, 498 nt
Organism: Cercopithifilaria johnstoni
Lineage: Eukaryota; Metazoa; Nematoda; Chromadorea; Rhabditida; Onchocercidae
Source: the annotation of a GenBank genome assembly